AUGCCGAGUGCACGUCGACGGCGUUUUUCCGUACAUAACCAAAUUUCAAAGCAAGAAACUAACACAUCACAAAAUGAAACACAAAUAAGCAAACAAGAUGAAAUCAACUUAUUACAAAAUAUGAAUAACCUGAGGCAUAAAGCCAAAAUCAAUCCAAGUACAUCAAAGAAGCUAUCACUCUUAGAAAUCGUAACCGAGUGCAAAAGUGCAACUUCUGCCAUAAGAGUUCAAGAAAAUAACACAAUUACUUCCGAUAAAGGAGUAACUGCCAGUUCCAGUAAUAUUAAUCUAUACGCAGUUCUUAAUUCCUCAAAUGCACUACCCGUUAAUGAGUCUACAGAAAUUGAAAAUGAAACCAAACAAAAAGAACACUACCGCAGAGAUAAAACACCACAUCGUGAUAAAUACCUUCAUCGAGUUAAAGUAAGAAGUCCUAAACGCAAAGUUUCAUAUAUGAAUAAAGAAAUUAAAAAAAAAUCUAUAGGUAUUGGUGUUCAUUUGAAUAAUUAUAAUGAAAAAGACGAUGGAAAUGAAAACGAAAUUAUAAAACAAGUUAUAGAUGUGGGUGAAAAUACCGACCGUGAAGAAAAAGAGAUUAGUAGUCAUUCGCUGGAAGAUAUGUGCCGAAUUUGUCAUAGUGGAGACGCUGUCUCAGAUGCGGGUAAUUUAAUAUCGGCAUGUUUGUGUCGAGGUACUAUUGGCAGAGUUCAUGUAAAGUGUUUGGAAAGAUGGCUGACUGAAUCGGGAAAAUCUAGGUGCGAACUUUGUGGAACGAAGUACGUCACACGACGUGUUCACCGAUUUGGGAUUUUAAAAGCAUUCAUCAUGUGGAUACUCAGUCAUAACUCUAAGAAAAUGAUCGUGGAUUUUUUCGGGAUAAUGAUAAUGACACCUAUAGCUGUGGUAGGAGCAGGAUUAACUGAGAGAACCUUUACAGGACUUAUGGCACAAGAUCACCAAACACCAUGGCCUUUAGCUUCCACCUUUGUGCUCGCUUGUAUGACACUUGUAUGCUACUACUGCUGGAUAGUUUCCGCACUGACGCGUCACGCACUCGGAUGGUGGAUUUGGUACCGAUCUCACUAUGAAGUUAGGCUGCAAUUACAGGAAGAUGAACAA
Brenthis ino (lesser marbled fritillary) is the source of this 1119-nucleotide messenger RNA. The record is from the annotation of a GenBank genome assembly. NCBI's taxonomy places the organism in Eukaryota, Metazoa, Arthropoda, Insecta, Lepidoptera, Nymphalidae.